AUGGGGCUUGUGGAGGAGGAAGAGAGAAAGUCCUCAGACAUCACGGUGUUUGCAGAGAGCUGUACACUGCACGGGAUCAAUCACAUCUUCCUCCCGGGAGGAGUCACCAUCCGCAGACUGCUCUGGGCUCUCUGUUUCCUCAUGUCCCUGGCUCUGUUCUUGUACCAGGUGGUGGACCGAGUGGAUUACUAUAUCCAGUACCAUCAUGUCACUACCCUCGAUGAGAUGGACAGUUCCAGCAUGGUAUUCCCUGCCGUUACCCUGUGCAAUCAAAACCGUCUGCGGAAAUCCCAGGUCACCGAGAAUGAUGUGUACUGGCUCAGUGGGUUGCUGGGGGUGAAGGAGGCUGACCUACCUGCUUUCCUGGCGACCAUUGGCCGGGACUCAGACAUAACCAGCUUCACCCCCAGCAAUAGCUAUGACAUGAUGGCGCUGUUUGACCGGGCAGGCCACGACCUCACAGAGAUGCUGCUGGACUGUCGCUACCGCAGCGAGGAGUGCCAGGCCAACAAUUUCGUCCAG
Rhincodon typus (whale shark) is the source of this 522-nucleotide messenger RNA. Its product is annotated as acid-sensing ion channel 3-like. The annotation marks the transcript as partial. NCBI's taxonomy places the organism in Eukaryota, Metazoa, Chordata, Chondrichthyes, Orectolobiformes, Rhincodontidae. The record is from RefSeq and is a predicted model, not a curated record. The transcript has a single exon. Gene Ontology annotation, cellular component: membrane. Gene Ontology annotation, biological process: sodium ion transmembrane transport.